Molecule: messenger RNA, 3548 nt
Organism: Synchiropus splendidus (mandarinfish)
Lineage: Eukaryota; Metazoa; Chordata; Actinopteri; Syngnathiformes; Callionymidae
Product: major facilitator superfamily domain-containing protein 6-like
Exons: 7
Coding region: 261-2603 (780 amino acids)
Biological process (GO): antigen processing and presentation of exogenous peptide antigen via MHC class I
Cellular component (GO): plasma membrane
Source: RefSeq, a predicted model, not a curated record
UGACAGGUGCGGGCUCCGGCCGGUCAGACGGGCUGCUGUUGUUCUCAAUACAAAGAACGCUGAGGUGGACGGGAACAGUGAACUUUUCUCGUCUCAUCUGGAAAUGAGACGGGAUCAACGAGCGAGCAGCGGAUUAAAUGACGCGAUUUCUGAGAAGUGCGGCGUCACGGUUUAAUGGGAGCGGUGACCUGAGCAGAAGCAAAAAAACCUGAAUCGUGUUUUGAAAGUCUGGAAUUUAGUCCUAACUCUGGAGCUUCCACAUGGCAGCGGAUGACAAAGUGGCCAUUCUGACUGACGAUGAAGAGGACAAGACCAGGUAUGUCUCGGAACAACACUUCAACAAUCUGUCGCUGGAACAGCAGCAGGACCGAGAGGAGUCUUCUGCGCCCCCUUCGGAGGUUCCACAGCAGCCGCCCGACAACAUCGACUGCUGGGAGCGUCUCUGCCUCCGCAUCAACACGCACCUACUCAUCUCCAAGUUUUUCUAUUUCUUCUUUUACGCUGCCUAUGGCUCCCUCCACCCUCUGUUUGCCGUCUACUACAAGCAGCUGGGCAUGUCAGCUAGCCGCAGUGGGCUGCUGGUGGGGAUUCGCUACUUCAUUGAGUUCUGCAGCGCCCCCUUCUGGGGAGUGGUGGCAGAUCGCUUCAAGAAAGGCAAGAUCGUGCUGCUGUUUUCCGUCCUCUGCUGGCUGUUUUUCAACUGCGGCAUCGGCUUUGUGAAGCCUGCCGACAUGAGGUGUGAGGAGAUCCAUUCGGACCAUGUGACUUUGGCACCAGCGGUUCCCACGCGGCCUCCAGUGAACUCCUCUCUGCUCAGCAACCUCACCAAGUACAACGGUCGCCAACCCCAGUACCGCAGCCCGCGUAGCGUGCUUAGUCUCCUGGAUCUUGGUGAGAGCAUCUUGCCGCAUAACGCUAGCCACGCACCUGCCUCUGCUAACAACACAAGGGAGGCUACGGAUGCCGACCGGAAUUCACCAACCCCGCUGCCUCCCCACGCCACACAGACAGUGCACCCCACCAACAAGUCUCAGUCCCUGACAACCGCCGCAACCACCAUUCCCAGCACCUCAUCAGGUAUAAAAAAGGAGGUGGUGUACGACAAGGACCAGGUGGAAAACAUCUUCCUGAUCAUCCUGAUGGUGGUCAUUGUCGGGGAGUUCUUCAGCGCCCCGGCGGUCACUAUUGUAGACACUGUGACACUGCAGUACCUCGGCAAAGCUCGUGACCGCUACGGACUGCAGCGCAUGUGGGGCUCCCUGGGUUGGGGCCUUGCCAUGCUGCUGGUGGGAAUCUGGAUUGACCACACACACAUUCCUGUCCACAUUGAAGGCAAGGGCUGUGUCGUGCCAGAAUUCCCCCAACGAAACUACCAGGGCGCCUUCAUCGUCUUCGGCGUUCUAAUGGGGGCCGCCUUCAUUAUAGCUACUCAGUUUUACUUUGAAAAAGGUGGGAACUACAGACAGGAGCUUCCAGAGGCGCCGGCCGGGAGGGAAGAAGGCCAGGCGGGAACGGAGUCCGUCUCCACGGCCAACGAUGAGGGCUUCCACUAUAGCGACCUCUUGCGGCUUCUGUGCAGCGUCCGCUACAGCUCGGUUCUGUUUGUGGCCUGGUUCAUGGGCUUCGGCUACGGCUUCGUCUUCAGCUUCCUCUACUGGCACCUGGAGGACCUGAAGGGAACCUACACGCUCUUCGGCGUCUGCUCCAUCCUCAGCCACGUUUCUGAGCUGGCUGCCUACUUUACCAGCCACAAGUUCAUCGAGCUGGUCGGACACAUACGCGUCCUGUACAUUGGCCUGGCCUGCAACACCGGACGUUACCUGUACAUCUCUUACCUGAAGAACGCUUGGACCGUCUUGCCCAUGGAAGUGCUGCAAGGAAUCACGCAUGCUGCUGUCUGGGCUGCUUGUAUCUCCUUCCUGAGUGCGGCUGUGCCGCCGGCCCUGAGGACGUCGGCGCAGGGAAUCCUCCAAGGCCUUCACCUUGGUCUGGGCCGGGGCUGUGGGGCCAUGGUGGGCGGGCUGUUUGUCGGAUAUUUUGGCGCUGCUGAGACCUUCAGAGGAAUCGGCAUGGCGUCCCUUGUCAUUCUUCUUGUUUUCUCCAUGAUCCAGGUCCUGACAUCAGACAAAGAUGAUGAGGAUGAGGACAAAAUGUUGGCUGAGAACAUCCCAAUUCCCUCCAGUCCAGUUCCCAUCGCCACCAUUGACCUGGUGCAGAGUCACACCCCCUCCGCUCACUCUGCCCGCCCACCUCAGUCCUCCAUCCUGCCGGUGAAGAAGACCAAGCACCAGGAGGAUCAGGAGGAUGUGAGCCGGCCAGCCUGGGUGCUGUCGGCCUCCCCGUGGGUCACCAUGGCGUUCGCCAUCGUACAGAUCAAGGAGAUGAUGAGCUUGAUGAAGGGCGGAGGACCACCGACCGAGACCCAGCCCUUACAGGUAGUGAAUGAGCAGAACUCGUCCGUGACACAAAGGAAAGCUGGAGAUGACGUCACAGCAUCGGCUUCAGAGACACCCACGCAGUCAGACCGCACCCCGCCAGCACCCACAGACUCUGACAAACAGAACUCAGACAACCCUGCGUUCUCUGCAGGAAGGGCGGACUGAGCCUUGACUCACAGCCGGACUCGGCGUCUUGCUUUGAUGAGGAGAAGGUCGCCUCACAUAGAAGCUCAACACGAGUUUGUCAUUUCUUUAGGAAAGGAAACCAAAUAUAAUUUUAUUCUUCAGUCCUCUGCAGAUCUUCUGCUUGUUGCCUCUGAAGGACUUCAUCUGCACUGUCGUGUCUUAUAAGAGACAGAUUGAUGAUGACGAAAGGAUGAUCAUCGGAUUUAAUUUAUUUACUUACGUGCCUAUUAUAAACAGUUUUAAACUGUUGGUGACUUGCAUUCCACCUCACUGUUUAGAUUUAUUUUUGUUUUUAUUCAGCUGUAGGACUUGCUUCAAUUUAAGUACAUUUUUGGAUUUAAAUAUAUCACAUUAUGGAUAUUAUUUUACAUAAAAUAAUUAAGAAAAGAUGGUCAGCCUUUUUUAAAAGUCACCGCUAAUUAAAGUGCCUGUCAAAGUCUUUGCUCUGUAAAAUCUUAUUUUGGGAAGUCAUGAAAAGCAGAUCUGGGUUGGGGGCAAACAAAGAAAGGAGGGCUGUGGCUCAAGAAUGUUUGGAUAUUUGUGUUUGUUUUAAUAAAUGCACGUCCACGGCGCGAUGUGUCUGAGGAAUGAAGUUUCAACUGCAGAUCCCGCCUCCCUCCCUUGUGUUCCUGCGCGGCGGUCGUACACUAAUAGUGUCUUUUGUGAAGUGACCAUGAUGAAUUACAGUCUUAUGUUAAAAUAAAACUUAUUUUCGAGUCAAGUCCAAUUAUUUAUAGGCGUACAAUUUCAGUUCGAGUUUAUUUUACGUGCGUGUCGAUGCAAGUACUUCCAUCAACCGCUAGGUGACACUAGUGUACUGGAAUCUUCAGCAGUCGCGGUUAGAGCGCCUUGGGGUCAUGGAGGUCAAUUUGUGAACGAGUUUGCGUGCCAAAACGUGCCUGUCAAGUAUUAAGACUGUCAGAC